UAUUAGUCUAAAUAAUGGAGCCGCCUGCAAACAGACCAGAAGCUGAAAAUCCAAAAGCUACGAACACAACAUCAGGCAUAAAAAGAAAGAGAGAAGAUGACCUAACAAAGGACGAACCCAAUCACAAAAGACCAAGACACACAAAUAUUUUAUCAAAUAUUCUCAGGUACGAAAGCGAAGACUCCUCUGAAGGAGAAGAUGGCUCAGACAGCAGCGAUAGCUCAGAAUACGAUUUUAUUAAAUAAGGCCAGAGAAGGCAAGGCAGAGAUAUCCUCUGCAAACCCCCAGCUCAAAGAUAGUGAGACGAUUAAAAUCAAAGAGGAGGUCCAGAAGGUCCUGAGUAAUACCAAUCAAGUUGCACAAGAAAUAUUUACAUUGCUGCCUGGAGCCAAGCUGGCCAAAGUCCAGCAAGUCAUGAGCAUUUCAGCAGGUCUUAGGCAGAAUAAAGAGUUCAAAUUUGUUGAACAUAAAGAUGAAAAGAAACCUAAUAAUGAGGAUUACAAGUCUGAUUCAGAUGAUGGGGUUACAGAGAUCAAGAAGAGCGAGUUGGUCAACCGAGAGGACUAUGAAAGGGAGAAAUUAAGACAACAUUCAAGAGCUGAUUAUAUCAAGCAACAACAUGAGCGCAUGGCAAGGAUGAUGCCAAACAAAGAUGAUAAAUCUAAAAAUAACAUCAGAGCAUUGGCCUUUGAUAUUAGUGGAACAAUUGAAGCCGAUAGAUCCACCAGCCAAAAGAACUUCAUUAACGCUAGGAGAAAAUACGGUUGGUAAAUCACCUAAACUUCAAAAUAAUUCAAUAUUAAAAUCUUCAAAGG
Moneuplotes crassus is the source of this 815-nucleotide messenger RNA. NCBI's taxonomy places the organism in Eukaryota, Ciliophora, Spirotrichea, Euplotida, Euplotidae. The record is from the annotation of a GenBank genome assembly.